Molecule: messenger RNA, 486 nt
Organism: Prorocentrum cordatum
Lineage: Eukaryota; Dinophyceae; Prorocentrales; Prorocentraceae
Source: the annotation of a GenBank genome assembly
GACUUCAGGGGCACGAUGUUUGUGCAGAACCUCGAGACCUGCUUCGAUGCGAAGGGCAGGUCGGCCUCGGGUCUGUUCGACGGCUUCCCGAUCCCCAGGGCCAUCCGCGAUUCGCUAGUCGCCAUCGAGAAGUCGUUGGUGGAGACCCGGUCUCGGUGGAUCGCAGGCUUCGAGGCCGCGUACACCAGCAUCGGGGACUGGCAGCCGAACUGGCGCCCCGUGAAGGAUGUGCUGCUGGCCAGUCCUCCGCACCCAAUGACGAAGGAGUUGGUCGGAAACAAAAUGCUCAAACAGUUGGGCCAGCUGUGCGCUGACAUGGACGCGCGCCUCAAGCUCUGCCGGCGCGUCCCGACCAUCUUCGAGGCCACCGACCUGUCCAAGUGGGAGGCCCGCGUGCUCGAGGGGAUGGUCACCAUAUCCCUUACCUUCACAAUCUUCUCCAUGAAGUACGCCUUCCCCCAGCUCAAGGGCCCCAAAAAGCUCAAG